Molecule: messenger RNA, 902 nt
Organism: Cercocebus atys (sooty mangabey)
Lineage: Eukaryota; Metazoa; Chordata; Mammalia; Primates; Cercopithecidae
Gene: CUNH3orf36
Product: chromosome unknown open reading frame, human C3orf36
Source: RefSeq, a predicted model, not a curated record
CAUGGCCCCUACCCUUCAAGGACAUAUAAUCCAGAGCUAGGACAAAACCUUAACACAGGGCAAAGUACCAGUGCUCUGAGUUCAUCUGAUGAGCGAUGGGAGAAGGGGCUUGAUACUAGCCAUGUGGGAGAGACUGGGUUUCUAGAGAGUCAAGUGUGCUGGGAAAGACUUUCUGGGCAAAAGGAACAAGCAAAGGUGUGCAAAGGUAAGGAAGCAGGAAAACCUGUGCACAUCCUGAGAACUUGCCGGCCAGAGGCCUGUGAAGGAGCACAGUGGUCAGGCAGGAGAGGCAGUCGGAUCCAGGCUGAGACCAUCCUGGAGGGUCUUGAGGCUGGCUUACCCCAGGCUGUGAGUAGUGGGCUCAGCCUAGUCCUGGCUCCUGGGUUAGUGCUCACCUGCCCCUCUGCCCACUCAGGGCCUGAAGGAACGGCCUCAGAGGCCCCACCAACCAGGCUCAGGAAGGCAUUCCUAGCUCACAGUACCCUCCUGCAGUCUUGAGCCCCUACAGAAGGGGCUCCUGAGUGGGCCGCGCCACACCCCGAGGAGCAGAGGCGCAGUCCUUCCGCGUGCUCCCAGCACACUCCACCCCUGCCCAGCAUACCCAUGGGGCCCCCACCUUGCCCACCUGGGGAGAACCACCCACUCUGCCCCCGCUCAGGGAGAGUUGGUGGCCACUGCUCUAUCCCUCCCUCCCUCCCUUCCUCUUCUACCUUCUCUCUCUUCUCAUCUGGGCGCUGGAACCCAAGCGUGAAAGUGAGAGUCAGAAAGUCUCAGUCUCAAGGCAGAGCGGGGCAGCUAAUUUAAAACGGCUUCUACUCCAGCCCCCAGUGUGACUAAUCUCCUUCUCUUCGCUCUACAGGUCUAUAAAUGGGCCACACAGCAGGCGUCCCUUUUUAAAUCUG